This is a messenger RNA of Priceomyces carsonii, 1785 nucleotides long. RefSeq lists its product as uncharacterized. The record is from RefSeq and is a predicted model, not a curated record. Lineage: Eukaryota; Fungi; Ascomycota; Pichiomycetes; Serinales; Debaryomycetaceae. Gene Ontology annotation, molecular function: protein binding. The transcript has a single exon. Bases 1 to 1785 code for a protein of 594 amino acids.
AUGCUUGAUCUAUUAAAUCUUCCAAAAUCAGUGUUGUUUGACAUUACUCAAUUUUUGAACCAGCAAGAUGCGAUUAAUCUUAGUUUAACUAACUAUGCCUUUUACGAAUCGAGUAUAGCCAAAAUCUACUCGAAAAUAACAAUUCAGAAAGAGCCCAUAUUAGUUGGAUCCAGAAAAAAUAGGUGCAAUGACUAUUUAGAUUCAACUCAGACAGUCAUAUAUGGACUUAAAAAUACUCCGAGUGAGCAAAACCAGCUCAAGAUGAUGAAUGCAAGAAUAAGGGCCCUAAUGCAGUCUCUUUCAAUUAAUACAUCUUUGAAGGAUUUAGUAAAGGAGAUCAGUAUAUUUGGAGAGUUGCAUCAAAUCAGAUCUUCAAUAAGAGACCUUUUGAAACUCUUUGCAGGAAGAAAUUUAAACAAGGUAUUCGUAUCGAGCUAUUCUCUACGUCAAUACUUAAAGCUGGAAUUGAACGAUAUAAAGUCGAACACUAUAAUUGUUGAUGAAGCUUACGAUAUUAUAAAAUCAGUUGGCAAACCUUCACAUCUAAUACUUCCUUUGCGUGAAAAUGGAGGUGUUAAGCUUUACUCAGAUUUGAAAUUGCAAGGUUACAAUAUAAAAUCGAUCUUGGUGAACGGAAAUAAUUCAGCCUACUGGAAAUUCAUUGACAGCUUCUUAAGAAUGAACAUAAGAUAUUCCUUGACCACAUUCAGGUUGUAUUACGAACACGGCACAGAAUUGAAGAAAGUAAGUUCUAUACUACAGGCAAUUAAUAUAAAUUCCCUAGAGAACUUGGAACUUUAUAUCGGCUGCAACGAGAGAAACUGCAAGCAAGACUGUUUAAUAGAUCUUUUCGAGGUGAUACUCGAACAUAAUCCAAGGUGCUUGAAGAGAUUAUCUAUCACCCAGUGUGUGGUGUAUUCAGACCAUCAGCUGAAUGAGCUUUUUGAUUUCAAUGUUAUCGACUUUCUAAGCGACCUUUGUCGCACGCGUACUUUGAAGUUAUUAUCUAUUAAGCACAAACUUCCGAAUGAUUGCCUCUUUGUUGAUGGACUCGAAGGAAAUUUCUUAAGGAGAGAAAGAAUGUAUUCAGAACUCUUGUCUUCAAAGUUAUCUCAAAAGGUCUUCAAUCUAAUCUUACCGAAUCUAAUGAUGUCUUUUGCCUGUUACGAACAAGAAAUGAACACAUUGCUCUAUAAUGGAUGCAAAUGCGACCAUUGUGUUAAGCAUUUAGAGUUGAUCGACGAAUUUCUCUUUCAUCACAAAUAUUACAAUUUUAAGCUUCAUUCAUUCAGAGAUAUGACAGCAAACCAAGUGAUAUUCACGCUUAGCAGCUAUUUGUCUCAACGACUCGUAGAUGAUGAUCUUUUGACUUCAUUUAAUGCAUUGUCUUUUCCAAUGAGAAAAGUUGAGUGGAAUUUCCACGAUAAUGCACUGCGGGUACCGUUCCGUUGCCUUGGCUGGGAUGUCACAGACGAGGGAGAUUUUGAUGCUGAACAGGAUCUCUUUUUCGACGCAGGAGAUAAAAUUCUGACCUGUAGGUUUUGCUCAGCUCUAGAUUUCAACAAAAACUAUGGCAUCGUGAUCUGCCAUUUCUUGAAUGGCAUCGUUCUCGCCAUAUCUGAUCUCAAUCGUGGAGAUGCUGAAGACAUGGUUAUAGGCGAUCGAUUAACAGAUGGUAUGUCGCCAUUGCCAUUUAGAAAAAUUUUAAUAAAUGGAGUGGAUUACAAUCUUGACAAGGAACGCAAUGGGACUAAUUUUUUUACGAAUGUCUAUGACAAUACUUGA